AUGAAGACAGCAGCGUACCCGAGCCCGGAGAGGACCGACAGUGACAACGAGGAGCAGCAUCAGAAGUCAAAGUCAAGCGCAAGACCAGCGUUUCGAGUUUCAUGGCCUCUUGCUGGGGACGGACGACGCGCCGUCGUGGGCGAAUCGCCUCCUUCCUCCACGUACGGGGGAGUUAAAAUCAGCCAUCCCAUUCCCGCGUCGCGUAUCAUCCACGUCCUGCAAGGGGACAUGGAGGUGCACUACCAAUCUGCUCACCGGGUCGCAAAGGGCAAGUACGCCCCGCCGACUCUGGACCUGCCGCUUCACUGGAACUCGGCGAAAAUCAAUCUCGAAGACCAUGAACUGCUCGAGCACUUCCAGCACGCCGCCUCGAGAUCCCUUACCAUCAUUGGGCACGACCCUGUGGAGCUGGGCAAUGCCUUGAUCAGGAUCGCCCUAUCCGGUACUACAGCGUCUGCAAAAGCCGUGCUGCAGUCCUUACUCGCCUUUUCCUGGAUCCAUCGCCACGAUGUGCAUCCUGGAGCGUGCGAGCACAAGAUUGCGGCCAUCAGGUCCUUGAGGGUUGCGUCGACCAGCAGCAAUGUUGGAGCUAUUGAGGCUAUACAGCACGUUGCAGCGGGGAUGCUGCUGUGUUCUUUUGAGGCAUACUCGAAUACUGAUCAACAAAUUCAGAUACACCAAUCUUCCUGUACCUCUGGCGAAUGGAUCACGUACCUCUGUGGUGUCCUGAACAUCAUCCAAGCCGCAGGUCUCAAUAAGGGCCCCCAAGAUAGCGAUCUAGUCAUCCUCCUAGAUUGGGUGUAUUACAACGAUGUCCUCGCCCGGUUCAGCCUCCAACACUGGAAGCGAGACACCACCACCUCCCAAGCCCCCCCAGCGGCAUUCACCCUUAUCCGGUUAUUAUCCGCAGUGUGCGAGGCAGUUCACUUAUCUACUGACAUGUCCCCUGAACAUGCCAAUGACCACAAAGAUUACUUGAGGGUUCUCGACUGGCGAAUCCGAAGUCUAGACCUGGCUGCCAUGGCCGGCGGCAACGCCGAUGCCCGAAUGGCGAUGGAACUAUACCAGCUUGCAGUGCUCGUGUACCUCAACCGCAUGUCUGAGUUUCAACCCGCCAACCAGCGAGUUAGAACGCAGCAGCAUACCGACAGGGCUUUUACUCUCCUUGGGCUGCUUGGUUCAUGCGAGAGGCAGUUUCCGGUUUUCAUCUUCGGUUGUGAGGCUCGAUGUGACGAGCAGCGGGCCGUUGUGCUCGAUCUUAUCGCCCGGACCGAGAAGAGCGUGGCUUCACGGUCGUUUGAGCAUGUCCGGCUGUUGCUGCAAGCGAUUUGGGCGCAGGAUGAUCUUGCGGAGAGGGGGUUUGAUUAUGAAUAUGCGGACCGGCUGAGCAGGGUCAUCAGCCGGGCGAGGAUCAUGCCCAUGUUUGUGUGA
Molecule: messenger RNA, 1431 nt
Organism: Canariomyces notabilis
Lineage: Eukaryota; Fungi; Ascomycota; Sordariomycetes; Sordariales; Chaetomiaceae
Exons: 3
Coding region: 1-1431 (476 amino acids)
Biological process (GO): positive regulation of transcription by RNA polymerase II
Cellular component (GO): nucleus
Molecular function (GO): transcription cis-regulatory region binding; DNA-binding transcription factor activity
Source: RefSeq, a predicted model, not a curated record